This is a messenger RNA of Glossina fuscipes, 1231 nucleotides long. RefSeq lists its product as uncharacterized. The transcript has 2 exons. NCBI's taxonomy places the organism in Eukaryota, Metazoa, Arthropoda, Insecta, Diptera, Glossinidae. The coding region runs from base 735 to 884 and encodes 49 amino acids. The record is from RefSeq and is a predicted model, not a curated record.
UGUUCUAACUUGAUAAGAACAAAAAUAAUUAAAUACAUAAAAAAAAUAAAUAAAAAAAAAAACGCAUCCAUGGAAACUUUGCAAUAAUGAAAUGUAUGCGAAAAACAAUUGAAAGUUUUUAAUAAUUUAGUGAAUAAAUAUGAAGAAGCAUUUCCGGCAUUAGGUCCGACUGACUGUCUUUUUUAGCCGAAGGGCAUCAAUCGUGAUAUAGUAUUCAAAGCAGACCGAAAGAAAUGUUUCAACAAAACAAGCCAAAGGAAAUACAACAACAAAGGGUAACAACAACAACAACAACAAUAACAACAUCAGCAAUAAAAUUAAUAUAAAUAACAAAAUAUUUUCUUAUCGCAAUAAGUGUACGAAGCUAUAGCGAAAUGAUACUGUAAUGAUAAACAAACCAACAACAAUACCAUCAGAAACAGUUAUUGAUUAGACGUUAAUACCCUUAGACUAUGCUAUGCUUACAUGCAUUUAAGACAUUGUUGCAAUAAUUGUUUACGCAUGCAUGGCAAUAGAAUAGAACAUAGACGAGUAAGAGCAUUAACUGUUUGUUAACAAUGAAAGCGGAUGUCAUUACAUGCUUACAGUAAUCAACAUUAGAACAGUUAAACUUAAUUUGUUAAGCUUGCGUACGAUAACAUAAAAGACAAGAGAGUCUAGCAAUCAACCGGGGCAACCAAAUCGGGUUAACGGGCUGCAAUUUGCAUUUUGAAUAUUUGUUUUUAUUCGUUGAAAUGUGGCGCGAUAUCUUUUUAUAUUUAUUGUUAAUUGUUUUAUUUUGUUUCAUUUUCUUGGCCCAAUUAAUUGUUAACGUAUACGCAUUUCAACGUCAACCGCCGCUACCCAAGCCUAACAGCGAAAGAAAUGAUAUUAUAUUUGUAUGAAAAGAAACAUGUUUUUCAAAUAUUUUGACAAAACAUAAGUCUGUCUGUCCCUAACUAAUCAAAAAGCGAGAAUUAUCCAAUAAGUGUCUAAGGUAUACUUUCUCUUAUCACUUACAUGAAAAUACGUUAAAUACUCUCUUCUGAGAACAUUAUGUAGUCGGUACUAAAGUAUUUGUCUUAAGAAAAAAAAAAAAAAAAAAAAAAAAAAAAACAAGAAAAGGGAGAUAAACAUAUAUCCCAGUAAUCUAAUGCUGUGGAUAAGAAUAUAACUAAAUUUCAUUUGUUUUUUCAACACAGUAAUCAUUAUAAUAUAAUAUCAUGUAUAGUCGGAAUAAAGUGUAACAAAA